AAUGGCUGUGGGCCAAAGUGUUUACAUGCAUUUGAUUGACAUGGACAUAGUCCAAUCCUAUGUUUACUAUGUGCUCACUGGUUGGACAGCCCCAGAGGGGGCGUAUCUAGGGACACAAUGCUUGUUUCAUUACUAAAUCUGAGCGCGUUGUUGGGGGACAUUGUUGGUAUAAAAUGUAUUUUCUUCGAAUUUUGUUUAGACGGCAUCGGAAUUGGAAUAUGGCAAUGGGACCUGGAUGUUAAAGGAACGAUCUACAAUUUAUACCUUGUUUAAAGGCAAGCCUUCCUGGAUGUUUCAGUUUAAUAAACCACGGACUCUGGAUAUUACACUUCCCGAAUCACAAAGAAAUGACACUAGAAUGAGUUGCAGAGCAACUUAGCCAGCCGAAAGGGUUAUGCAUAUCCUUUGAACCAUGGCAUGGAUAAAGAGAGUGGCGUGAGAAUGGAUGGCCGAGAGUUUGUACACAUACCUCCACCACUUCUACCUGGGCUUCCUUUGGAGGGAGUCCGAGGUGGAGUUGUUGGUGCUACUGGGCGUCUUGUAUCAUCUACUGGACAUCUUUCUCCACUGCCAACAACAAAGUACCUACCAACAGCUCUCACUUUACACUCCCACCCAGGUUUUCCACACUUAGCCAACAAUUUUUAUCCUUCAUACAUUCCCAUAAAUCAACUUGAUCCUGCUGGCAUUCGAAGCCCUCUACUGUCUCAGAUUGGAAACCCCAGUAUUUUUGAGUCGCAAAAAGAUGGCUUUUACUUAUCUAGCCAUGUUAACCAGCCAUCACUACACUCUCAAACAUCCAUAUCAAGGACUUUAGCAAAUCAGGCACAGAACUCUCACCAUAAUGAAAAGGACACAACUGGUCACUCGCAUAAAUGCUCUAAAGAAUCGGUGAAGGAAACCAAAGAGCGAGUUUGCAGAAAUGAGCUUAUGGUGACCUCAUCAAGGAAAGAAGGAAGAUUAACAGAGGAUCCACAGGCUCGGAGUGUACUUGACUAUGCUUUGGAAGGUAGACUUGAAAGUGAAAGGAAAAAAGGUGGGCAACAAAGGAUAUCUAAGACAGGGGAAUAUGUGUCUCCAUAUAUGACCGAGCUUGUGCUAAAUCAUGAAUCAAGUAAUGUUGAAACAAAGGCUAAAAAUCCACCUCAAACAUCUUUGUCAAAUAUCUGUAACACAGGGGGCGAGCCACAGACUAAGGUGGCAGGCUAUGAGCAGGAUAAGUGUGCCAAAGACACCAGCAGACAUGAUGAAAAUAUGAGGCCUUCAGGACACACAUAUAAAGAUCAAGCUAAGACUUGUCACAGUUUAGGGACCUCGGAUAGAAAUAUCCCUAUAUUGUGUAGCUGUCCUUCUAUACAGCCCUCUCAGACACCCUCCACAUUUGCUGGACAUCCCACCCGUUCUGCUGCAUGUGCAGCCUUUCCUUUAGUCAAGGAGUCCGCAAGGGAUCACAAGGUCACUGCACCCACUUUUGUGCCUUCAGUUGACACACGUGAUGAAAGGAAUGGGCCUGUACAAAUUGCUUCACAGGCCCGAGAUGUAAAAGGAAAAGAAGUAAAUAAAGCAGGAGAAAGACCUGACGUUUCCCAUCAUAUUUUAUCUCCAGAGUACUCGUCCAAUAGUGAACUCAAAAGGGUAGACGCUCUGAAGGAAAAAGGCUCUUUAAUUCGGUCUAACUCCUCUUUUAAACGGGCAGCCACAUCUGACUUUUUCUUAAACCACCUUGGGCAUGUAUCCCAAGAGAACAAGGACCUUAUCAACUGUAAAGAAUCUAAGGAAUCAAGCAAGGUGUAUGAAUUGGCAGAGCUCCAGCAAAAACGUAAAGAACAUUCCCAUUUGAGACUGCAGGAGCAAAAAUGGAAACCUUUUGAAAUGGGCAACUUUGCAGCCACACAAAUGACUGUUCUAGCAGCACAACAUUCCCUGUCAAGCCAUGCAGAAGGGGAAACAAAAAAGGUUUAUUUGGACUCUCCAAGCCUACCUAGGUCUUCAGUUAGUAGUCGAAACGGUACAGAAUCUUUGAAUCCCUCUACUCUUGGUGAAACAUCUGCCAUGCAAAACCUCAUUAAAUAUAGUGGAAGCUUUGCCAAAGAGACAGCUGCAUGGCAGGGCGGUGGCAAGAAAAAUGCAUUUGGUGGUCUUGGGACCAUGAAGUCAGAUACCGUAGAUUUUAAUAAUGUCAAGAAUCAACAGUGCCUGUCACAUUCAGGAGGGAAACGGGAUCCUGAAAGGUCAGAAAGUGCCAAAUCCUUUGGACGGGAAGUCAUAGGUGCCCAGGGAGAGGUAGAAGUUCGGCACCCACCUGUAGGGAUUGCUGUGGCUGUUGCUCGGCAGAAGGAUAAUUCCGGAAGUAAGACUGGCAGUUCUAAAGGCCCAGAACAGUCAGAGGAGAAUGGUCAUGAACAAAUUCGACACAGGGAGGAUCGCCUGUUGAUGGGCAGGUUGGAAUGUGAGCAGGAAAAGCUGCUUCGGGAAAGGAAGGACUUUGCAGAUUUUUCACGGAUUCAUCCAACUGGGAGUGGUGCAAAUGGAUUAAAUUCUAACUUAAUGGUAACUGGAGGUCCAACUUUGAACACAACUGGGCACUGGCCAGCUGAUUCCACUUCACAGUUAGCAGCUCAGACUUGGUUUCAUAGAGGAACUACCCCUCCAAUGUGGUUUACAGGUCACCCUUAUGGUUUUUCCCAUCAGACACUUCAUCAGGGAUUAAGUGGUACAUUCACUCCUGGAAUGACUUCCUCUCUCCCUUCUGCAUAUCAGUUUGUAAGAGAUCCCCAGACUGGUCAGAUUGUGGUUGUUCCUUCUGAGCAGCUAUCACAUUUUGAAAUUCUGGAUAGGUCUUCAGCUCUCUGGCAAGCAAUGUAUUCACCAACUCGCAGCUCUCUUCAGCAUGCACAUCAGCUUCAGCUCUUAUCUCAGCAACAACUUUUACGACAGCAUGAACUGUAUAUGCUGCAGCAGCAGGCAGCACAUGCACUGGAGCUGCAGAGGAGUGCUCAGUUAGAUGCUUUGGAACUUCAGAGAAGUGCUCAACUGGAUGCUUUGGAACUCCAGAGAAGUGCUCAGUUGGAUGCAUUAGAGUUGCAAAGAACUGUAAAUCUUGAUGCUCUAGAUCUACAAAGAACUUCGCCCCUUGUGGAAAGCUUUAAAGUUUAUGAACAACAGACAGAAGUGGAGAAUAAGAUUGCAAAGCAGAAUACAGGAACCUGUAAGCAGAGGUUGGAGUCACAUCCAAAUCUGUUAAAACAAACUGUCCUUUUACCAUCUGCCCCAUCUUCUUACAGUAAAUCACUCAGCUCUCCCCCUCUGUCCCCAAAAGCAAUUCCAAAAUCUGAGCAUACACAAGAAGGUCCAACCCAAGAAGAACAUUAUGAAUAUCUUUCAAAUUCUCACCCAUCUACCACUCCCCCUGAGUCUUCGCUACCACCCACUGCACUUAUAGCUACAAGAGAGGACAUAUGCGAUGAGGAAGCAGAAAAGAACAGUACAGAUAUGGAGAAAGGAAGCACUUCCUCAUUUACAGGUUUGCUUACAGAUCUUUCCUCGGGAUUCCAGUUCUCACCUAUUUCCCCAUCAUUUGAAAACCAUGCUUACCCAGUGCAACCAACUUCUGGACCUAAUGUAGCCUGUUCUAAUCUAGAUCUUCCUCUCCCAGCUGUUAAAAAAAUGGAAAACACUUCAGAGGCGAACACAAACCAGCUUGUUAUUUCUAAGCUUUUAGAACCAGAAGUACCUGCUUCUGCAGAAAAAAAACCUUCAGAGACCUUGUUAAACUCAGAGACCUUAAAUCACCAAACUCUUUGUAUUUCUAGUGCAGAUGAAAUUUCUGCAGAAGAUGCCGAAUACGAGCAUGAUCUGCAACUAAAGAAUGAAACUUCAAACUUUAACGACAAAAAGUAUCAAGAGCAACCAGUGUGUGAAACAGAUUGCUUCUCUGUAAGGAGCCUUAAGCCUGGAAAAGAAACUUGUUCAACUCAGACAGAUUUCAGCAGUUCCUUCAUUACAAGUGACAAGUGCCAAGUAAAUCUGGUCAUUCAUUCUCAAAGCUCUGAAAUUUUUCCAUCAACAAAUGAUAGGAAAAUUUUGAAUACACUCAGAAAUGAAGAAAGUGCACAUAGUAUACCCGUUGUCAUGAGGCCUAUUUCUGAUACUAAGUUUAGUGAAAUGGACAAGGUUACAUAUGAACUCCCAAGAACAAUACCUAUGGAUAUAAUAGCUGAGGAUCCCUUGGCUGGUAUGAAUGCCUUAGUUGCUGCAACAGAGAUGCCUGAAGCCAGUCCUCAGGUUUCAAAAGACAAACUGUUUCUGCCUGAUAUAAAUACGAAUCCUGUUCUCCAAGGCAUUGCCCUCCUUAGUGAAAUGGCAGAAAUUGAACUGGAAAAAAGGAAAAAAGAACUUGAGAACCAGCAAAACUGUCAUUCGCAAACGUCAUUAGAAAGCCUGUUGGCUGCCAGCUCACAAAUGUUGAUGGAGGUUCUGUCAUGCCCAGUAUUAGACUCUUUGAAAGCUGAAUCUAUUCAGUUGCCUCGAGAGCUGAAUCCUGACAAAAAGUACAGCUGGAUGCAAAAAAGAGAUGAAACGUUUUCCAUUAGAUCUUCCAUUGAGAAUAUGGACUCUGUGGAACUUGACUAUAGGCUGAGACUGGCAGAGCUUCAGAGGAUGUAUAAACAGAAGCAGAGGGAGCUGACUAAGUUACAAAGAAGAAGGGAUUCAGAGGAAAAGCAAGAUGAGAAGAAUAUAAAUUUGGCAAGAAGAGGUCCUGGCAGGCCACGGAAGAGAAAACACGAAACAAGUAGUAUGUGUUCCCACCUGGAAAGAGAAAGGAGUGAAACCAAAAACAUAAAGCUGAAAAAGUGCCUACUGUUCUCUGAAGAUUCUGAGGUGGGGGAGGAUGUGCUGAGAAGACAAAUGAAUGUUAUAGAAGAUGCCAUGAUAGAAAAUGUAGGUGGAAAAAUUAAAAACAGAAUCCGAAGCUGGGAAGAUGAUGCUAGAGCUUCAAGUUAUACCUGUGAGGUGCUGACCCAAAGCAGAAAGAAACAGAAAUCUAGUAACCAGGAGCUGGCAAACAAACUGGACAAAUCACUGUCCUUUACUAAGCAAGAAAAUGUAAAGUCAAAAUUUAAGUUUGCAUUCAGCAGUGGGGGGAGUCAGAAAUAUGAAGGAAACAGCAAGCAUCUGACAACUACAGAAUUUAAAGAAAACAAAACUCUGCGUUUCCCAAUGUUAAUAUCAAAUGAAGGUAAAAACAAAAUGGUUUCCAAAGUGAAUAUGCAUGUGAUACUAAAGGUCAAAGGACAGAUAAACACAAGUCACUCACCAGCUUUUUCAGAAAUUAGCAACUACUCCUACUAUACGGACACAGAAGAAGAGGAGGAUUAUCUGCGAAAUGAGUUGGUUUCACCAUCUAAUUCUCGAUUAGUGCAGUCUAGUAUGUACAGUAUGUUGCCUAGGAGGAUCAAGAUGACUCGUGGGUGCUUACAAUCCACUGAAAGGGCCAUCUCCAGCUGCAGUACUGUCAAAACUAAGCAGAAUUGCAGCAAGAACAAGCAGUUGAGUUUACUACAGGAUGCUGAAGUUAGAUCAAGCUUCAGUGAUUCAACGGAGGACUCGAUUGACCAAGACUUUACCUCAGAGGAGGAAGACUGUGUUAAUUAUGGCACAGAUCACUUGCCUUCCCCAAACAUGGAUGAAAGUGGCUUAGGUCUUCUUGCACGGUUUGCAGCCAGUGUGCUUCCCAAUCCCGUCACCUCCUCUCCUAUAUCCAUUAUCCAACUGGAAGCUAAACAAAAAGCUAAGAAGAAAGAGGAAAGACAGUGUCUAAUAGGCUCAGAAUUCCAGUAUUCUGAUUCAGAAAGGGAAUUGAAGGUUGUGAGAAAUCCCUCACCAAGCACAGUCCUUACAAGUUCUUUGGAAGUAGAGAGUGCUUUGCCAGUUUUAACUGAAGAAGAGACAUGUGUGAAAAGUUUAAAAAAAGGGAGUAUCAUGGACAGGCCAAGGAAAAUAAAGAAGUUCAAAUCCCCAAGAAAUUUAAGUGAGGAAUUUGGGCAAGAAGUUAGUGAUGAUGACCAGUGGGGUAGGCGCAGGAGUGAGCGCAUAUUCCUGAAUGAUGCAGUUAAUCCUUCAUCUUUAUUGCCAGUUCCUACAAAUGAUGUAAACUCAAUGUCUAAAUCCAAUCGCUACACCAAAAUGGCUACAGUUAGCCCUAAAAAAGGCAACCAGCGUAAAGACCACUGCAAGUUCUCAACCCAGGCCUGGCCACUACAACCUACAGGUGACACGCGUCACGGUGAAAAGGGCGAACCCGGACGCCGAGGGAGAUGGCAGACUCCAACUAGACAAACAAAGAUGACAGAAAUAAACAUCUGUUCCCUUAAUGUAAAAGGUCUGAACACACCCUCUAAACGUUACAAGCUGUGUCGAGAGAUGAAACGCCACAAGAAGAAGAAGGGGAAAGAACUCAUGCCUUCUUGCCUAUCUCCUAAUGGUACCUUGGCUUCUGUGUCUGUGAGCCGACUUAAUAUGACCAGUUCAGUAACCUGCAGCAGAAAGACCAAAUUAAAAUCAAAAACUAAGGACAUGAAAAAAGAGAAUCGUGGCAAGGGUGGAGCAGUGAGCAAACUUAUGGAGAGUAUGGCUGCUGAAGAAGACUUUGAGCCAAAUCAGGACAGUAGCUUCUCAGAAGAUGAAAAUGUUCCUCUGUGUUUACAUCCUGAGAGGCCAAACACUCCUGCUCCACGUUCCUGUAUUAUUGACAAAGAGGAGCUGAAGGAUGGGUUACGGGUUCUUAUUCCCAUGGAUGAUAAACUGCUUUAUGCUGGUCAUGUACAGACUGUCCAUUCACCAGACAUAUAUCGUGUGAUAAUAGAGGGUGAGAGAGGAAACCGUCCGCAUAUUUAUUGCCAGGAGCAGCUCCUACAGGAAGCAAUCAUAGAUGUAAAACCUCCCUCUAUCCGCUUCCUACCGGAAGGCACUAGAAUUGCAGCCUAUUGGAGCCAACAAUAUCGUUGUUUGUAUCCAGGUACCGUUGUGCAAGGGAGCCUGGACCAAAAAGAAGACUCAGACCUCAUUACAGUGGAGUUUGAUGAUGGAGACACAGGACGAAUACCACUCUCUCACAUUCGCCUGUUACCACCAGAUUACAAGAUACAGUGUGCAGAACCUUCUCCUGCUCUCUUGGUGCCCAGUGCAAAGCCCCGGAGUCGUAAAUCCAGCAAGGAACAAGUAGAAGCAAAGGAAGCAGGUUCUACAGGUUGUGAAGAAGUGUCAGUAAAAAGCAAGUCUCGGGGCCGAAAGCAAAAUCUUAAGCAGAUCACUGGAGAAACGAUAAUUAAUGAAGACACAGUUGACAAAGAAUCACUUUUGAGUACUAAAAUAUGUUUAGAAAAACAUGAAAGUUCACAGACAAGCAUAAAGUUGGGUACAAAAAUUCUUCAAAUACCAGAAGAGAAUUCACCUACACACGGAACACCAAAAAUCAGGAAGCCUGAACAGAUGAAGACUGCUAAACUCUGCAAUGCAAAGCAAACAAUUUAUACAGGGCGUACUUUGGGGAAAGUUGAAAAUGGAAAUCCACCAUGUGAUUUAACAGUAAACUUGUUUGACCAAUUAGAGGAUACAAAAAAGAUUAGAAAACUAGAAGAGCAGAGAGACUUUGUAUCACUUUCCACAAAACAAGGCAAAGCAGAAAAUGAUUUUUUUGUGAAGUUGGAUCAUGAAGGAGUAAUGUCCCCAAAAACUAAAAAAGCUAAGGAGGCUAUGAUGUGGCUUGAAGAUGCCAGUGUAACAAUGAAAAAAACCAGAAAAUGCAUUAUGGGUGUGAGUUAUGCUCCUGUAAAGCAUGAAUCCAAACAAAAGCUGUCUAGAUCUAAACCUCAUUUAGCCAAACACACUACAGCUUGUGAUUCUGAAGCCCUAAGUAGUUCAUUAGACAAAUAUAAAAAAAAAUCUGAUCAAAAACAGGGACUCCUAGACCCAAGGGAAGAAUCAGAUGGCAGUAGCAGCAACUCAGAGUCUGAGGGCGAAGAGGACAAAGAAAACAAACAAAAGCAAGCACAGGGAGAUGAAAGCUCUAGCAGUUCACAAUCUUCAACAUCUGUAUGCUUGUCUAAGUCUUCAUCUGGCACCAGCUCAUCAUCUUCCUCCUCUUCUUCAUCCUCAUGUUCAUCAUCUUCAGCUUCCUCAAGCUCCAGUUCAUCGUCCUCUUCAACAACAGAUGAAGAUUCUUCUAGUACUUCAGAGGAUGAAACCCAAGAAUUGACUUCAAAUCCCACAAAUCUUCAAAUAUCUCUUCAAAAGGGGAGUAUAAAACCUGCCAUUAAACCUGGAACUCCCCAAAUUCAAAAUCAAAGGCAAAAAAAACAAGAACAGAAAAAGGGCAGCAAAAACACACCUAAGAAAAGGGAAGGAAUUCAUUUGCCUACAACCAAGGAGCUUGCCAAAAGGCAAAGGUUACCAUCUGUAGAGAACAGACCUAAAAUAGCUGCAUUCCUGCCUGCUAGGCAACUCUGGAAAUGGUUUGGGAAACCUACUCAGAGAAGAGGAAUGAAGGGUAAAGCAAGGAAGUUAUUCUACAAGGCUAUUGUUCGUGGCAAGGAAAUAAUCCGAAUUGGAGACUGUGCAGUGUUCUUAUCAGCUGGACGCCCAAAUCUGCCGUACAUUGGGCGAAUACAAAGCAUGUGGGAAUCCUGGGGAAAUAACAUGGUUGUAAGAGUAAAAUGGUUUUAUCACCCAGAAGAGACCAAUCCAGGCAAAAAGCUAAAUGAUACAAAGAGCUGGGAUCAGAAAUCUGGUAAAAGUAGUCUGUCAGGUCUGCAGAUGUCCAGUCUAAGAAAGGAUUUUAUGGAGCGUGCCUUGUAUCAGUCCUCCCAUGUAGAUGAGAAUGAUGUUCAGACUGUCUCCCACAAAUGCCUGGUUGUUGCCCUUGAACAAUAUGAGCAAAUGCUAAAGACAAAGAAGUACCAAGACAGCGAAGACCUUUAUUACCUUGCUGGGACAUAUGAGCCCACCACUGGAAUGAUCUUUAACACAGAUGGAGUUCCUGUUAUCUGCUGAUUACCAAUGACUAAUGUGUGUUAUCCAAUAUGUGAUAUAUACCUUAUAAUUAUUAGACUAAAGGUGAACAUGGGUGAGAAAUAUAUGGUUUUACCCUUGCAAUCCGGUCCCAGAGGCCAGUAUCGCUGGAUAAAAGAAUACUUUUUCAGUUCGUGUUAGUUUGUGGAAAAGCUCUUAAGGGUCUGAUAAAGCAAAAUACUGAACAUAUUGAGCAUAUAUUACAUGUUGGCUGAGAAACUACAUACAGGAAUCAAAUUAAAUGUAAGAUGGUAAAAAUUGUUAUAUGAAAAUGUUACAUAAAACAAUCCAGUUUUAGCAAGUGAAAUAUGUAAACAUAAAUUACUUUUUCAGAAUUCAUUCUAUGAAUGGAUCGGCAUCUAAAGCUCACUUAUAUUACAAGAUUUUUUAUAGAGUAUCAUCUAGUGGGCGUAUACCUAAUAGAAGAAACAUUUGGCACAUGAGGUAAAUAAGACCAUAUCUUUUAACGUUGAAGACAAUUUGAAAAACAAAAGCACUUAAAAAAAAAUAUGGCUUCUACCAUAAUGACUAUGGAGGCUUUUUUUAAUUUAAUUUUUGUAAGCAGACUGUUACUGUUUCACAAGGCAUCACAUACCAUGUAUGCAUUAUUGGUCCUAAUUCAGCUGAUAUUUUAGGGCAAAACUUUUAGCCCAUUUAUAUAAAGUACACAGUCCAAAGCAAAGUUCAAGUAACUGCCCAGGUGCUGUCAGGUAGGAAAUAGCAUCAAUAUAGUAUAAUGUCACACUCAGGGACUUCUUAUUACCGUGAAGUCCCUACACUCUUGGCCCAGUAUUACUUGACCCAGUGCUGUAGUUGGUUAAACUGUAGAAACUGUAGCACAGUAUAUCUAUAUAUACUAUACAAAGUACUGCACUCACAGGGAUUGAACAAUUAUAUAUAUAGUCACCAUCAGUCAUUCAUUGGCUGGUUCUUACCACACUGACAUGCCCUCAGUUCAGUUAAAAGCAAGAUUUGGGGUAAAGACUUCUUUGAUGUCCUAACCUAGAUAUUUCUGGAACUAUGUCUGAAUGACUGAUUUAAAAUAGAAGGAAAGGUGGGGAAAAAAAGUGAGCUGCAUUGCAAGGUCUCACUAAAAAUCACCUUGCGUAACGUACUUCGCUACUGCUGUGUUCAUUCUCUCUUUAGAUCCUCUGAUAUUUCUUCCCCCUAGUGACAAGUGCUGGUUUAGGUCACCAAACUUAUGGUCUUUUUUCUCUGUGCUUGCUCUGGUGACAGCGGGUUGAGAAGGAGCAGAAAAAUGGCACAUGAGCAGACACAAAUAAAGAUCAGGGAAGUUCUGUCUGUGGAAGGUAUUAGUGAUACCAUUGUGAUAUCUUCUACCUACUGGCAUUUGGGUACAAUACUGAAUUUUAAAAAAUCUUUAUGGUGGUUUGGGAGACACAAAGAUGGGCAAUCCAGGGGUGCUGAACUUUAUUUGUACAUUUCUUGCUCCUUUAAUGUCUUAAUAUGUUUAAGUAACCAUUUAAUGAGUCUAAGGGGAACCCUGGCUAAAUGUUCAAAACGAGGCCUGCACCAUAUAAGUCAAAUAACAACCAAGUUAGUAAUAAAAAGAAAGAAGUCUUAAAGAAAACAACAAAACUGAAAAAGCCAAGAGGAUAAUAACAAAUAGCUUAUCUGAGCCUUAAAGGCAGGGGAACGAUAACUACUUGUUCAAACCACCUGGUGCUUUCAGCCCCAAUAAAUGUAUCCAAUCAGCAUUUUUUUUACUUAUAACACAGUCUAUAACAAAAUAUUUAAACAAAGGGAGUAAUGUCUUUACCAUAAUAAGUAUUAACCACUGACCUCUCAGAUUUAUUAUGCCUAAAUGUCCUGAUUGCAUUAAAGGCCAUCAAUUUUCUGUUAAAACAGUCUUACCUGUACACAGAAGCAACCUUAUGGGCAGUUAAUUAAGUUAUAUUACAUGGGCUGUGGCACAAGUUAUAGUCCCCCUUACCUUAUCUUUAAAGGGGUUGUUCACCUUUGAAUUAACUUUUUUUUGUAUUAUGUAGAGAGUGCUAUUCUGAGACAAUUUGCAAUAGGUCUUCAUUUUUUAAUAUUUGUGGUUUUUGAAUUAUUUAGCUUUUUGUCCAGCAACCAUCUGGGUUGGAUUUUCAGUGCCUAUAUGGUAGCAACCAGGCAGUGGUUUGAAAGACUGCAAUUUGAAUAGAAGAGCCUAAAUAGAAAGAUAAGUAAUAAAAAAGUAACAAUAAAAUUGCAGCCUCACAGAGGAAUAGUUUUUGGCAGCCGGGAGUCAGUGACCCCCAUUUGCAAGCUGGUAGGAGUCAAAAGGGGAAGGCAAAUAAUUAAAAAAAACAAAUAAAAAAAUAAAUAAUGAAGAACAAAUAAAAAGUUGCUAAGAAUAGGCAAUUCUAUAACAUACUAAAAGUUAAGCUGAAGGUGACCCAUCCCUUUAAUUGUUCUGUUUGAGGAUAUAGAAAUUUCUGCAAGUACAAGAAUUGCAGCCCUGUCUAUAACAUGUAACAAGGUCAGUCUUAACUAAAAUCUCAUGUAAAUUAUGAAAACUAUAACCAUAACAGAAUCUUAUGGAAGCAACUAUUUUCCAAACAAAAAUUAAUUAAAAUAAAUUAAUUUAAUUAAACUCCAGCAACAAUAAAACUACACUAGUCUGUACCUUGUUAUGGAGACUGCUUUCGUCUAGAGCCUCGACCUCUGUCAUCAGAGAGUGCAAGGAUUGGAUAUUGCUAACAUGCUUAAUUGCACCAGUGCCGUUAACCAUAGCAACCAAUCAGACCUUUAGUUUCAUUUUCUAUCAUGUAGCACACUCUUCAACGAAAAAUAUUAGUUGGUUGCUGAACCUAUGUAAUAAGUUAAUAAAUGGAAGGAGGACUAUAACUUAUAACUCAUAAUCCACAUAAAACAUUUAAUUACCUGCCCAUUUAGUCUGUUCUAUGUGUACAAGACUGAUUCAAUUUUUAACUAUAAACUGAUGCCCAUCAUUCUGCAAUCAGUGUCUUUAGGGUACAGAUUCACACUACAAGCCAAAAAUGUAGAGACCAGUUUUAUUCAUUGUGUUCUUUCUACUACGUUUUAUGCCUCACUGAAAAAAGGUGUAAAAAUCCUUAUUAUUUUUCUCUUUACCUUUUGUCCCCACAAGUUUAUUCUGUCUGUUUUGUUACCACAUGGUGAUUGUAAGACUGUACACACUGAUUUAUUUACAGUUUGAUCAUUUUUAAUCUUUACCUAAAGGAUACCACAGUUAUGGUUUUAGCCUGUCACUGGGUGAUGAUAUCAUUAUGUACUCAUGGGAUGCCUCCACCAGCACAGGCGCACACACAUACAUAAGUAUGGGAUCCAUUAUCCAGAAAGUUCUGAAUUACGGGAAGGCCAUCUCCCAUAGAUUCCAUUAUAAGCAAGUAAUUCUAAUUUUUAAAAAUGAUUUCCUUUUCUUUGUAAUAAUAAAACAGCACCUUGUACUUGAUCCCAACUAAGAUAUAAUGAAACCUUUUUAGAGGCAAUACAAUCCUAUUGGGUUUAAUUAAUGUUUAAACAUGGCAUACCUGCACUUUAAAUCUUUCUGGAUAAUAAAUUACUGAACAAUAUAUUAUAUAUAAACAUAUAUAUGGCACACUUUAAAAUCUAAAUCUUUUAUUUGCUCAAAGAUGUGUUGUUCACAAGGCAGUCCUAGACCCAGACCUAAAUAACAGUUUUUUUUAAUAAAAUAAAAUUAUUUUAAACAAGACCUUGGGUGUGCAGCACUUUUAGUUGUCUGCAUAUUGGGUCACCACUGCAGCAUUGGGACAGGGAUGCUUUUUUAGGAAUGUGAGUAACUUGUGUGUGUAUAUUACACACAAUUACUAUAUAAAACCUUCUAAACUGUGAAUUUUAUACAGUACUAACAAAAUCCCAUGCAGCCUGCCAACUAAAUUUUGCUUUAUUUUCUCUGACAGUAAUUGUAAUUUUCUGGCAUAAUGUGCACACUUACAUUGUCUCUUAUUAAUGUAUCUGUUGUAAGGGAUGCAAGGAAUUUACACAAAACCCUGGUUCAAAGAGCUUCACUGUAGUUAAUCUUUCGUUUCCAUUUAGUACUGACAACAGAAAGCACUUAACUGCCUUUUUUGAGCACCGUGUUUUUCCAGAUAUUCCCAUGGUGCAGAUAAUUUGACCUUCCUGUAAAUUAAUGUUCUAUUUUUUUAAACUGUUUGUUUUGUUGGGCAGUUUGGUGCAUUUCAUUUUCAUAAAAAAAUAACAUAGAAAUUAUAGUUGUGUGAUUUGUUUACCAAGUACUUAAAAUAUAGCUGGAUUUCACUGAUGUGCAAUUUACAGUGUACUUGCUUUAUAGCUCCUGCUAAUGUUGAUAAAGAGGCCCAACAAAAAAGGCAGAUCUAUAAUAAAACUGCAGCAAUAUAUACUACAUCUUUAUAGUUUAAAAAUACACUAUCAUCAAAAAUAAAGUUUGUAUUUGUGUCUGAAAAUAA
Molecule: messenger RNA, 13505 nt
Organism: Xenopus tropicalis (tropical clawed frog)
Lineage: Eukaryota; Metazoa; Chordata; Amphibia; Anura; Pipidae
Gene: tnrc18
Product: trinucleotide repeat containing 18
Exons: 30
Coding region: 418-9051 (2877 amino acids)
Molecular function (GO): chromatin binding
Source: RefSeq, a predicted model, not a curated record